Molecule: messenger RNA, 2071 nt
Organism: Salvia splendens (bonfire salvia)
Lineage: Eukaryota; Viridiplantae; Streptophyta; Magnoliopsida; Lamiales; Lamiaceae
Product: glucan endo-1,3-beta-glucosidase, acidic
Exons: 2
Coding region: 727-1854 (375 amino acids)
Biological process (GO): carbohydrate metabolic process
Molecular function (GO): hydrolase activity, hydrolyzing O-glycosyl compounds
Source: RefSeq, a predicted model, not a curated record
UGUUGAAAAGUUUGAAAUUUGUACAAUAUAUGAGUUUGCACUUUAUUACUACCCAAAAAAAUAUACAUCAAUUUAAUCCGACAAAUGUUACUUUAAACACAGUUAAAGUUGUGGCUUCUGCUUAUUUGAAUUUGCUUUUUCACUUUUUACCUGGUGAUGAGGGGCCACUAAUCAUAACACUAGCUACUUUCUUCGUUAAGUAAAUAUAGAUAAUGCAUAAAGUUUUAUACCAUUUUAAAGUUGAAGCACAUUUCUCUUUUCUUAGUUAAGUGGAUAUAAUAUGUUAAAUUCUUGAGAUAGCCUUGGUCGGGUCCGGCCGCACCAUACAGCCCUAGCUUUAUUUCUUAUUUAUUUUAAUUAUUUUUAUUUAAUUGGUAAAUAUAUUUUUUACGAAAGAAACAUAGAUUUGAAUUAUUGGAAGCGUUUAACCGUAGAUUAAAAUUUACAAAAAAAAAAGAUGAAAGUGUAUUUUCGUUGAUCCUCUAUGCAAAUAACAAUCAAAAUAACAAAUAACCUAACACUUAAAAUACGCUUUAAAUCAUUUAUCAAAACAUAGUAUUUGAUAUAAUGAUAAUUUAUACGAUAAUAGUACAUUUAAUUAGAUAGAUUAAUACAGUACAUCAUAAUUGAAUAAGUAGGAUAUACGCAUCGUGCAUCUAGAGUGCUAUAAAGAGGAGUUUUGGGUUAAUUAUUUAUCCAUUGCACAAAAAAACACCAUACCUAAAUAUGGCUGCAACCGACAAUCACUUUAAGCUUACAAUGCUCCUGUUUGGAUUGCUCUUCGUCGCCUCUCUUCAUCUCACAGUUGGCCAGGUUGGCACUUUCUUCGGACGGCUGGGCACCAACUUGCCCGGCCCGGCCGCAACCGUGACCCUGUACCAACAGAACAACAUCCGCAGGAUGCGUCUCUUCGACCCCCAUGCCCCGACACUCCGAGCCCUCAGCGGCACCAACAUCCGCCUCAUGAUGGGCGUCUCCCACUCCGACCUCCGCGAUCUCGCCAACUGCCCCCAGGCGGCUACCGCCUGGGUCCGCCAGAACAUACUCCGCUUCCCGAACGUCACGUUCCGCUACAUCAUCGUCGGGAACGAGAUCGACCCUAAUUCAGAACUGGGGCCGUUCGUGUUCCCGGCGAUGCAGAAUGUCUACCGCGCCAUCCGUGUGGCAGGGCAGGGAGGCCGCGUCCAAGUCUCGACGUCCAUCCAGAUAAGCCUCCUGAGCCGGUGGAGCCCGCCUCAGUUAGCCGCGUUCAAGUGCAGCGUGAACUGGUUCAUCCGCCCGAUCCUCGAGUUCCUGAGGGAAACCCGAGCCCCGAUGCAUAUCAAUAUAUUCCCGUUCUACGCCUACAUCAACGACCGGAGGAACAUCAACCUCUCCUUCGCGCUUCUGCAGCCCAACAGCGGCGUCGUUCUCGGCGGUGUCUACUACGACAACCUCUUCUACGUGAUCCACGACGCCUUCAUUGCCGCCAUGACCAAGAUCCUUGCGGCAGCAUCGCCAUUAUCCCUUCAACAAACACCUGAAAUGCAGGCAGGAAUGGAGGUUAAGGGAACGACUGGUAUUCCAUCAGGAGGGGAAAAUGCGGCGCCUCCGCCGGAGGGAAGCAUUCCAUUCGAGCGCAACACGACAGCGCUCAGCGAUGGACCGAUCAACACGAAUAACAACGCUAGAACCUACAUCAACAACUUGAUGCGCGUGGUGAGGACCGGAACGCCGAUGAGGCCGGGCCGGCCGAUAGAGACGUACAUAUUUUCUAUGUUCGAUGAGAAUCUGAGGCCCGGCCCGGACUACGAGAGGCAUUUCGGGAUAUUCCUUCCCAACGGCCAGCCAAAGUUCCCGUUCCGAUUCCGGUGAUUUGUUAAGCGUGUAUGGUGGUGGUGUGAACGAGUUUGCAGUGUGUGUGUUUAGACUGUAUCGUGAGUGCAAUAGGAUAUCCUCCUAUUACUAUUAUUGUAAUUUCAAGUUGAUUAAUUUAGUUGGAUGUGUAGUGAGUGAAAUAAGUCCAACGUUUGUCGUUGUAGAAGGGAUCGUUUCAUAAUAAGUUCUAUAAUUAAAAUCUUUCUUUACAUAA